UGUUACUUAGUAAAACGGUUUUGUAGUUUCCGCUAAUUUUGUUCGAGUAGUGGCCCCACCACAGUCAAUUUCUGCUCUCAUGUUGUCAUUAUAUCUGGGUAUUACAUUCGCUGUUUCUACAAGAUUCUGUCGAGUCCAAACUGCUUUUCUGUCACUCUUGUUAGCAAGUCUGGAAGGGUCCACCUAAUCUUAUGUUACUUAUAGUUGUAGCGUUGAUGUAAUAAACCAAAUAUUGUUGUUAUACGAGGAAAUUGCGUAGUAAGCGCCCACGGAAGUCUGGUCUUUGUCACUUUCCUACGCCGUGGGAGCUCCUCGGUGAUUAUAUCUUGCUGUGAAGACGCAAACAAAUUAUGGCUGCAGUGGAAGCAAGUGUAUCACCCCGCAUUGUGAUCAUUGGCUGUGGGAUUGCAGGAAUCAGUGCUGCACAACGUCUCUUUAGUCAUGGAUAUAGGGAUCUGACAGUUGUUGAGGCAACAGCAAGACCUGGUGGCAGAAUCAAAACCACAGAGUUUGGGAAAGGACUUGUAGAAAUUGGAGCUAAUUGGAUUCAUGGCCCUUCCAAAGAGAAUCCAGUCUUUCAGUUAGCUUGUCGUUAUGGACUCCUGGAUGCAGAAGCCAUGUCUGAGGAGAACCAAGCCAUAGAGACUAAAGGGCACCCACCUUACCCACCAGUCUCUUAUUCAAGUUCAGGAAAAAUUAUAAGCUUUGAUGAAUGUUUGCCUGUACGUCAGUUGUAUGAAAGCAUUCUGGCUAAAGCUGGUGAACAGCGCUUCAGGACUGGGAACGGGCCAGCUGCUAGUGUUGGGGAGUUUGUUAAAACCGAAGCAGCUGAAGAGAUGAAGAAGUGGAGGAAUGUUGAUAAAGAGAAAACUAAAUUAAAUCACGCAGUACUGAAUACACUAUUGAAACUUGAAUGUUGCAUAUGCGGUGCUCACAGCAUGGAUCAUGUUGGCCUUGCUUCCUUUGGAGAGUACGAGUCUCUGCCGGGUCUAGACUGUACUUUCCCUAGAGGAUAUCACAGUCUUAUCAAGUCCAUGAUGAAGCCAUUACCAAAAGAUAUUUUUUCGUUCGGCAAAGCAGUUCACUGCAUUCACUGGCAGGGUUCAUUCCAAGGUAACAGCUCCUCUGGACGGAUUUUUCCUGUGCUGGUAGAGUUUCAAAAUGGCGGAAAACUUCAGGCUGACCAUGUGAUAGUCACAGUUCCUUUAGGAUACCUGAAGCACCAUUAUAGGACUUUUUUUCAUCCCCCAUUGCCUUCUGCUAAAGUGGAGUCCAUCCAGAAGAUAAGCUUUGGGACAAAUAACAAAAUCUUUCUGGAGUUUGAGAAACCUUUCUGGGAACCAGACUGCUAUUACAUUGAACUGAUUUGGGAGGAUGAAUCGCCUUUUGCUGAUGUGAAACUUGACCUACAGAAAGACUGGUUUAGAAAGUUGAUCGGAUUUACUGUUCUACAGCCCCCAGAAAAAUUUGGCCAUGUUCUUUGUGGAUGGAUUGCAGGGUAUGAAUCUGAAUACAUGGAGAAUCUCUCUGAUGAUGAAGUUCUCAAUGUCAUAACCCAGCUGCUUCGCAGAUUCACUGGUAACCAUCCUUGUUCUUCACCAAAAAAGGUUCUGAGAACCAAAUGGCACAAUGAUCCCUACACAAAAGGAUCGUACUCCUGCCCAGGAGUGGGAUGCACUGGUGACAACAUUGAUGUUCUUGCUGAACCCCUGCCAGCUGUGGAUCAAGUGGUACAUAUGCCCUUGCAGGUUUUGUUUGCUGGAGAAGCCACUCAUCGUACAUUCUACUCGACCACCCAUGGUGCUUUACUCUCAGGACGGAGAGAGGCAGAUCGUAUUAUCCAUUUUUAUACAGCCGAAAAGCUGAAUUCAAAACUGUGAAUACAGAUACUUUUGAUGCAUCAGUAAUAUGUAAAUCUUAUUUCUUUUUUCACGUUUUCAAUCAGCAGUACAAUAUAGUAUGGCAGAUAUGUUAGAAUACCAGAUUAUUUAUUGCAUUGUGAGAGAUGUAGAUUGCACAAAUUAUUAGCAUUUGUUUGUAUAGCUAUAUUCCAGUCCAUGUGUAAUUUUAUAUAUGGUUUACUAUAAUGAUAUUGAAUGUAAAUUUUUGAAUCUUUGAAAACCAGUUGUCAUUUCUUUAGUAAAUGAGUUGCUUCUUAAUGGAAAUGUUGAGAUACAACUACACCACCAGCUCUGUUUAUUUACACUGCUUUGUGGGUGCACACUAGAUAUCAGUUUUACAAUGUGAAAAUGUUAAAAUACCUAGAUUUAAACAUCACCUUUUUCUUAUCUUCACUGUUUCAAAUUUGAGAUCGCUGUCUUCAGUUACAACUGCAAUAAAUAUUACUGGACUGACA
Protopterus annectens (West African lungfish) is the source of this 2356-nucleotide messenger RNA. RefSeq names its product peroxisomal N(1)-acetyl-spermine/spermidine oxidase-like. Gene Ontology annotation, molecular function: polyamine oxidase activity. The transcript is spliced from 8 exons. Bases 351 to 1880 code for a protein of 509 amino acids. The record is from RefSeq and is a predicted model, not a curated record. Lineage: Eukaryota; Metazoa; Chordata; Ceratodontiformes; Protopteridae.